UUUUCUGUGGCAAAAAUGUUGUACUUGCAAGUGGUUACGGUAACUGGCAUUCUUUUUGUCGUAGGAUUAGGGUCUAUCCAGUCUUUAACAAAACUUCCGAACAUACAAAAUAUUCCAGUCAAAGUCGAGGAAUCCAACUAUCGAUUACCAAAUAAUACAGUUCCUUCGCACUAUAGCGUAACCCUUACAACAAAUGUACAUUCUGGAGAUUUAAACUUUGAAGGCGAAGUCGUUAUUACUAUAGAAGUUGUAGAGCGUAAUACCAAGAAUGUUGUGGUCCAUGCACGGCAGUUGCAUGGCUUUGAAGCUUCUCUUCUCAAUUCAGCCGAUAAAACUGUGUCUAAAUUAUACACUUCUUACGCGUUAGACACUGAAUUUUUGACGCUAACACCGGAUGAUCAGACGGAACUUGUCCAGGGAAACUUCUAUGAAGUAUCAAUCAAAUACAAAGGGAAGUUACGGGAAGAUAAUGGUGGUUUUUACGUAUCAACUUAUACGAAUUCAGCUGGAAAGACGGUAAACAUGGCAACGACACAAUUUGCUCCAACUGAUGCUCGCCAUGCGUUUCCUUGCUACGAUGAACCUGCAAAACGAGCAAACUUCACUAUCACAAUCAAUCACGACCCCUCUCUAAAAGCCAUCUCCAAUAUGCCUGUGGACAGUGAUAAGUCAAGACCCGGCAAGACGGUAUUCCAACAAACGCCCAAUAUGCCAACCUAUCUUGUUGCAUUUAUCGUCUCAGACUUUGAGUCAACAUCUGGUAGUUUAAGUGAACUGACCCAACGAGUAUUUUCUCGCAAUGGAACUCAGGCAGAUCAGGAAUUUGCUCUUCUCACUGGAUUACAGAUGAUUUCACAGCUGACUAAAUACUUCGGUAUACCAUUUGUUCUGCCAAAAUUGGAUCAAGUUGCUAUUCCAGACUUUGCUGCUGGUGCGAUGGAAAAUUGGGGUCUUGUCACUUAUAGGGAGGAAAAUUUGCUAUAUGAUCCUAAAAAGUCGACUUUGAGCACUCAAACAAAGGCCGCUAAUAUAAUCGCCCAUGAGUACACCCAUUUGUGGUUUGGAAAUUUGGUGACAAUUAAAUGGUGGACAUGGUUAUGGUUGAAAGAAGGCUUUGCUAACUUCUUUUCAUACAAAGCUGCAAAUGAGGUCUAUCCGGAAUGGGAUAUCAUGCAAAUGUUCAUCAUAAGUGAGUACCAAAAAGCCUUAACCCUAGAUGGUGAAAACAAAACCCGCCCAAUGACGCACUAUGUUUACAAGCAAAAAGACAUUCGAUCACUUUAUGAUACCAUCGCGUACUCCAAAUCUGGCGCAGUUCUACGUAUGUGGCAACAUGCUUUAACCGAUGAAGUUUUUCGCGCUGGUCUCAAUAAAUAUCUAAUUCAAAAUAAAUUCACUGGAGCCGAAGAAGAUGAUCUGUUCGAUGCACUCUCUGAGGCCGCUGCAGAUGUCAAACAUCAAUUGCCAGACUCUAUUCAUACCAUGAUGAAAACGUGGACCAAUCAGGGUGGCGUUCCACUUUUGCACGUGAAACGCAACUACGACGAUGGAACCUUCAACAUUACACAGUCUUCCUUCUACAACAAUCCUUCGUUCGUUGAUACUAAAUUAUGGUACAUUCCAGUCAACUAUGCCACAGCUAAUAAUUCAGACUUCAGCAAUACUACCGCCCAGUUCUACUUUAAAAAUAGUUCUAUUGUGAUUGAAGACAAGACACUUUCCACCAACGAAUGGUUGAUUUUGAACAAGCAGUCAACUGGUUACUAUCGCGUUUGCUAUGACGAAAGGAACUGGGAUCUCAUCACAGAUAGCUUGGUUGCGAAUCCUAGUAAAAUUCAUGCUCUCAACAAGGCUUCAUUACUGUUCGAUGCAUACGCACUCUGCACAACAUUUAAACUUGAGCAUAAGUUCAUGCUUCGCUUGAUGACUUUUUUACGAAACGAGGACCAAUAUGCGCCCUGGGCAACGGCCAAUACAAUCCUAACCACUUUCGAUAUGUUUUUCGCCACAAAAGCACAAUACUCUUCUUUCAAGGCUUUUGUUUUCGAUCUUGUAGGAAACACUUACAACCGACUUGGCAUCCAAUAUUCGACGGGAGAACAACACUUUACAAAUGAAGUUCGAACAAUCGCUAUCAAUUUGGCUUGUAUGGCUGGAGUUCAAAGCUGCUUGGAUGGAACUUCAAAAAGAUUGAAGGACCUCGUAGAUAAGGGUGUCGAAAUUGAGCCAAAUCUACAAUCCGUGAUGUAUUGCAAUAGUCUCAGAAAUGCCAACGACGCUGAGUUCGAAUAUGUCUACAAUCGUCUUAUGAAGUCUCAAGACCAAUCUGAAAGGAAAAUUCUUAUUUCGGCAUUGGGCUGUGCUCGGAACUCAACACAGUUGUUCAAAUUUGUGAGAAGCUCGGUCACAACUUCGGAUGAGAAUACUCUCCGGUCUCAAGAGAGAAUAACACUUCUGAGUUCGGCGUAUUCUAAAAGUCAAGUUGGACUAUCGGUUUGUAUUGCAUUUCUUUAUGACAACUACAUUGCAUAUGCCGCUCUUACAACUGGUUUUGUUGGCUCCAAUCCUCUUGAAGCAGACAUCAAGGGAAUGUCUAAAUACGUCAUUGAUUCUAAUUUGGCUUCAAAUUUGUUACAUCUAGCUCAUUUAGUGGGAAGUUUUCCAGGAAUUUCUGCUGAUUUAGAAAGCACGGUUAAUAAAAACAAGAAUCCAACUUUGAAUGGAUCGAUUCGCACCAAGAUCCUAUUUUGAAUUGGAUAACUGACAACUACAAAAUCUCAGGAGCUAGCAAAAACGUAUCAGGAUUGAUUCCAUCAGCUUUGCUUGCAAUUUAUUACUUAAUAGUUCGAAUUAUUUAAAAUAUUCUCUUGUGUAUGAUUUAUUUUCAAAAUUUAAAGAUCUUUUAAAUAAAUCAAAAGU
Molecule: messenger RNA, 2919 nt
Organism: Eupeodes corollae
Lineage: Eukaryota; Metazoa; Arthropoda; Insecta; Diptera; Syrphidae
Product: aminopeptidase N-like
Exons: 5
Coding region: 16-2751 (911 amino acids)
Biological process (GO): peptide catabolic process; proteolysis
Cellular component (GO): cytoplasm
Molecular function (GO): zinc ion binding; metalloaminopeptidase activity; peptide binding
Source: RefSeq, a predicted model, not a curated record